Sphaeramia orbicularis (orbiculate cardinalfish) is the source of this 4940-nucleotide messenger RNA. RefSeq names its product synapsin I (gene syn1). The transcript is spliced from 14 exons. Gene Ontology annotation, cellular component: synaptic vesicle membrane; synaptic vesicle. The record is from RefSeq and is a predicted model, not a curated record. Lineage: Eukaryota; Metazoa; Chordata; Actinopteri; Kurtiformes; Apogonidae. Gene Ontology annotation, biological process: neurotransmitter secretion. Gene Ontology annotation, molecular function: ATP binding. The coding region runs from base 355 to 2322 and encodes 655 amino acids.
UCAGGAUGACUGGGAGUGACGCAGGGCAGACGGAAAAAACUGGGGCUUGAGGGGAAGGACAGGGCGAACGGCGGUGAUGCUGGAAGGACUUUGGCUUUAAUCUCACAGGUUUAAAGUCUGAUGUAUAACCUGGUUGAACAGAGGACAUGACUGCCACCUUUAUGUACAGCUAGGAUUUCAUCUGUGCCAUUAAGGAAUCACCACCUCAUCCUUGGGGCGGCUCAGUUUGGAUCCCCUCCCAGGUUAUCACUGAUCCCAGACAGGGGGAAGCAGCCUAGUCAUUCCAUUUUUAUUCCAUCCACCGGGAGGAUUUUGGACACCUUUUUCCAUUCAUUUUACUAUUAAGUCUCCAUCAUGAACUAUCUGCGUCGACGACUAUCGGACAGCAAUUUCAUGUCCAACCUGCCCAAUGGUUACAUGACUGAUCUCCAACGCCCCGACCCGCCGCAGCAGAGCCCCGCAGUGUCGCCUGGGCCGGAGAGGCGCCAGUCCAGCAGCCAGCAGCAGUCUGGAGGUGGAGGAUCCGGCUUCUUCUCAUCCAUAUCCAAUGCUGUCAAACAAACUACAGCUGCAGCGGCUGCCACUUUGUCAGAGGCAGCUGACCGGGCAGGAGUCUCCAGCAGUGGCAAGAUCCUCCUGGUUAUCGACGACCAGCAAACCGACUGGGUGAAGGUUUUCAGAGGAAGGAAAGUUCAUGGGGAAUAUGACAUCAAGGUCGAGCAGGCAGAAUUCUCUGAAAUCAACCUGGUGGCAAAUGCAAUGGGCACGUAUCAUGUGGAUAUGGAUGCAAUCAGGAAUGGACACAAGGUUACAAAGUCCUUUAAGCCAGACUUUGUGCUCAUUAGACAACAUGCCUUCAGUAUGGACAAGAAUGGUGACCACAGGAACAUAGUGAUUGGACUUCAGUAUGCUGGAGUACCAACUGUUAACUCUUUGCACUCUGUCUAUAAUUUCUGUGACAAACCGUGGGUGUUUGCUCAGAUGUCAAGAAUGCAUAAGCAACUGGGACCAGAGGAGUUUCCACUGAUAGAGCAGGUUUACUAUCCGAACCAUAAGGAAAUGAUUACCUCACCUCGAUUCCCUGUUGUUGUGAAGAUGGGCCAUGCUCACUCAGGAAUGGGAAAGGUGAAAGUGGACAAUCAAUAUGAUUUUCAAGAUAUUGCCAGUGUUGUGGCAUUAACCAAGACUUACGCCACAUCUGAGCCCUUCAUUGAUGCAAAAUAUGAUGUCCGAAUCCAGAAGAUUGGCAAUAAUUAUAAGGCAUACAUGAGGACAUCAAUUUCUGGCAACUGGAAAACCAAUACUGGCUCAUCAAUGCUUGAGCAGGUGGCCAUGUCGGACAAGUACAGAAUGUGGGUGGACUCUUGUGCAGAAAUCUUUGGAGGGUUAGAUAUCUGUGCAGUGGAGGCUCUGCAUGGCAAAGAUGGCAAGGACUACAUUAUAGAGGUAGAUGACUGUUCAAUGCCACUCAUUGGUGACCAGCAGGACGAAGAUCGCAUUCAGAUUGCAGAGCUGGUUGUUUCUAGUAUGAACCAGCUUGUUCCACGUACUUCCAGCCCUUCCACGAUCCGUGCAUCCACAUCAGGACAGCCAGCACAGAAAGCAGCAUCUCCCCAGCCUGUCUCACAACCUAAAGUACCACAGGCUCAACAGCGUCCAUCACCACAAGGUGGUCCUCAGCAAGGGCCCCCAUCUCAGCAGCGUCCACAGCCUCAAGGCCAACCUCCAGCACAGGCCCAAUCAGCAACCAGUCCUGGCACCGGUGAGACCGGUGCCAAGGCAAACCAGGGACCUCCAGCCCAGCAGAGGCCUCCGAGUCAGGGAGCUCCUCCAGGCCAGAGACCUCCUUCUGGUCAGGGUUCUCCUCAGCGAAGCCAGGGAGGCUCCCCCCAGGCUCAGAGGCAAUCGUCUGUUUCCCAGCAGCAGCAGAAACCUUCUCCCGGUCAGAAACCUCCAGGAGGCCAACCCCAGCAGAGGCCUCCCCCGCCUCGGCAGCUGUCACAGGGAGGCCAACAGAGGGCCCCUGGUCAGCAAGGUCGUCCUGGAGCGCCUACCACCCAGCAACCGCGACCCGCUGCCCAAGGACAGGGGGGUCCAGGAGGACGACCCCCGCUGCAGCAAAAGCCUCAGCCACCACAGAAACCAAGCCAGGACAGCCCGUCUGUGGGUGGUUCUCCACAACUAAACAAGUCCCAGUCUCUUACCAAUACCUUCAACAUUCCAGAAACCCCAGCGCCACGAGCCAGCCUUAGCCAGGAUGAGGUGAAGGCUGAAACCAUACGCAAUCUACGCAAAUCUUUUGCCAGUCUCUUCUCAGACUGAGAUGGCAUAAGCCCACAUCCCUCCUCCUACUGACAGAAAGAUGGACAUGCAAACUGAAGGGCGGAUCCCUUCUUUCUUCAACAAACAAGGACCAACAGGAUCCCACCAUGAACACUGACCCUGAUAUAAAAAUGUACACAUCGAACACCCACUGCCUAACAGUUAAAAUCUUUUAAAAUGAACACAAAGUAGAAUACAUAGUAAAUUUAGGCACUGAAGUCUGAAACAUUCCUUGCCUCGCCUCAAGCUCCAGUAAGUCAUUUGCCCAUCGUGUCACAUGAACAACACAAAGCCUGCAUAUGCAUGAACACUCACAAAAAUAAGAAACAAAAUAACACAAUACUGCUCCCACUUGUCUGUUAGUGCUGUAAAGUCAUUGUGGUCUUUAUGUUGAAGCUUGGUUGGUUUUCUGAGCCGACCAAGUUAAUUAACUCAGCACAGCCACACACAUAGAAUGUCCAGUGUUAGCUAAUGCUCGAUCUGUUUCAGCUUUUGAGCGCUCAUGGUGACGUCUUUAGCUGCAUGUCAACAGGAGACAAUGGCCGCAUUUCCCACCCCUCACAUCGGCGCUUGUAACUGUGUCGUCUAAUGUAGUUGAAUUAGUUUGUAAAGUAGCCUAGUAGGUAUUGUGAGUAUGUUGUUGCUGCCACUUCCUGUUUUUUGUCGCACAAGAGCAAAAACCAACAAGCUCUCCAUAUUGAAUGCAUGCCUUACACAGACAAGACAGUCGAAUCAAAUGGAGUUGUCUCAGGGAUGUCCAAUUGAUUGUGACACUUGUGUGUGGGUGAGGGUCUUCCAUUACAGUUAUAUAGUGGUCGUAGUUGAGUCGUUCUUACCAGUAAUGAAGGAAAAGCAUACAUUUUAUUGAGGUAGAACAUUUUAUUGUUUAAUAUACAUUUGCACAGAGAAAACACUGCAAAAUUAUACUUGAAAACGGUAGACAAUGACUGAUGUUUGAAGUCCGUAUCUUCAGGUUUAUUCACCUUCAAAGCAACAAUCCAGUGUUCCUUUUCAUGGGAUGCUGCUGUGAUACGUGCGGUAUAUGCAGGGUUGGUAACAGUCACCAAAAAUGUAGUCAUAGAUAGUUUCAUUUCAUAUUUGCUUGUUUUCAAAGAACUAAUAAAAUAAUAUACUGACUGUAAACCAAUUUAAUGGAUGCACUUAAUGUUAUGUCAGCUAGGUUUAGCAGAGAGUUAGCACAUUGUGAGUAACUUUAAACCUGAGUCUGUAUUGUAAGUGCAAGUUUCUGCUUCCAUAUCUGCCUCGGGUUUGUAACAGGUUUACAGUCUGUAAGCAGAGGCCAUACUCAGCCAAGGAAUGAUACAUAUACAUGAUUUAUCUAUAUAUAAGAAAAUUAAAUGCAAUGGAAUGUCAACUGUGGGAUGUACCUUUGGCCUAGAUUUAGCAUAUGUGAUGUUCCUGCCACUUUCCCUUUUUGCACUGAUAAUACUUCUUUUUCUCACAACUCUUAAAAUCCUGGUUGGUUCCAUUUCCAGGCACCAAAAACGUCUUCCAGAAGGAGUGCUUUCCAUUUGAAUGUUUAUGUAGUAUGGCAAUAUCAUGCUUUUAAGAGAAGACCCAAUAGCCAUAAGGUUAAAGGAGUCCUGGUUUCCCUGCAGAUUCUCCAUGCUGCCUGCAUUGAUCAUUCUUUAUAUGUGUCCACAGUGACCUCUUGUGCUCAAUGGUGCAUAAAUGUGUGAAUGUUCUGUAACUGGUUUAACCAAAUAGGUAUAUUGUACAGAGCUCUGAUGCAGACUGUCACCUUUAUCCCCCUGCUGCUAUUUGUGCUUGUUGAUGUUAUGUGAGUCUCUAAGGUCUUUCUUUAAUUUCAUGUCAUUUAUUUAUGCUUUUUUUUUUUUUUUUUAACUGCUAAUUUAAUUAUUUUUUUUCCACGAGACAUGAUUGUCUUGGGGCUUCUGAGUUUAUGCAACAGUUGAGACUUCAUUUUAAACUUUUACUGUGACUCAGCGUCAGUACAUCAUCGACAGAUUUAUCGUGGCAGCAAAAACACUGCCAAGAGAAUCAGUAAGAGGAGCCUAGUGUAUUUUUAACACUCAGAUUGUAAUUGAUGAAAAUGAGCCAUCUCAAUUUGCAAGGAUGGUUAACUUUGAAAAAUGUCUUUCUGUUAGUCAGAGGCCUCUUGGCCAUAUUAAGACAUAAUAUUUACAAUGACAUCUCUUGGGACUGACAGGUUGGGCUGUGACAGCAAUGCAAAGAUGUACUGUAUUUAUUUAUGGUUUUGAUAUUCACAAACAUUUUCUUUUAAAUUAAUCACAUUAUUUAUGGUGGUAUAUUUGGCUGUGAAUGUAUUUUUCUUUGUCAAAGCUUUUUUGUUUUCUAGAUGCGCUGUAAAAUCAUUGUGAAAAGAUUAAAUGUUUAUGAGUUUGAGUGGAGCUGAUUGUCAUUCAAUGCCUGCCAGAUUUAACAACAUAGGUACAUCAUAAAUGUAAGUGCAAGAAUCAAAAAGCUGAGGUCUUUGUUAAUCAAAAAAUAAAUAAAUUAUGGUGGAUUAUAAAUUAAAUGUAAAGACUAAUUGAUGUUAUAUGCAAUGUAGCUAUAUUAUGUGAAAAUGAGUAUGUUAUAAAAACAUGCACAAUAAAGUCUAUGAUGAACAGUGA